AUGUCUGACUCCGUGAUUCCUUAUCCCACUCUCUUUCUUCCGAUUAUUUUGUUCAGUUUGUUCAUGGAGCCUUCAAUGGAGAGCACGGUAGAGUAUAUGCAGUUAAUCUUCGCACUUCUCACCCGUCUACGACCCACGUUGGCGGCCAAUCUGGAAGCGGUUGGCCUUGGCCCGCAUUUCGCUUUGGCUUGGAUUGUCACAUGGUUUGCUCACGUGUUGCCGGAAAUGGACGAUGUCCGUCGUCUGUUUGAUCUAUUCCUUGCGACGGAUCCCAUCAUGUUGAUCUAUCUCUCCGUUGCGGUCAUCAUUCGUAGUGAUGAUGAGGUGCAAUCCACGACAGCAGAUUUCGGUCUCCUACACCAGACCUUGCUACGUCUGCCCAAGAAACACCCGGUGGAAGACCUCGUGAAGCAUUCCGUGAAGUUGUGGAUCCUUGUCCCUCCGGAAGAGCUACUGGAAUUGGGCAAACAACGCCAAGCACUGUCACUUUCCUCUCGCGAGGCGGGAAUUAGGAAAUCGGGCAAAUUCUUCAAAGGCAGACAGGAUUUAAAGUGGUUUUUGGGCGCUUUCCUAUUCGCAUCGUUGGCCUACCUGGUGUAUUGGUGGCGUGCAAGCUGAUCAAUCUUCGUGUCCCCUCGUUACACUCUCAGAGUGCAAUAUCGGCGACCUUCAAUUCUCCCGCAAGGACUCUGAUGCCGACUAUUCCUUCCUUUUCUGUGAUCGCACUAGCAGCAGUGCAACCAAACGGACUAUGUUUUUUAUUUUUGUACAUUAUGUCGUCAUUUAUGAUUCAUUAAAACAUUUUACUAGUGA
This is a messenger RNA of Dicrocoelium dendriticum, 813 nucleotides long. Lineage: Eukaryota; Metazoa; Platyhelminthes; Trematoda; Plagiorchiida; Dicrocoeliidae. The record is from the annotation of a GenBank genome assembly.